This is a messenger RNA of Letharia columbiana, 1683 nucleotides long. RefSeq lists its product as uncharacterized. Gene Ontology annotation, molecular function: CoA-ligase activity. The coding region runs from base 1 to 1683 and encodes 560 amino acids. NCBI's taxonomy places the organism in Eukaryota, Fungi, Ascomycota, Lecanoromycetes, Lecanorales, Parmeliaceae. The record is from RefSeq and is a predicted model, not a curated record. The transcript is spliced from 8 exons.
AUGCCUUUCAAGUCCACUCAGCCAGAUAUCCCGCUGCCGACAGAUGUCACGAUCUGGGACUGGCUAUUUGAUUCUCCCUCCUCUUCGCUCAAAAAGCAUCCGUCCUCAGCACUGCGUGGCUACAGUAAUGGCAUCACAGGCGAGCGGAUCAACUACGCUCAGGUUCAAGACGCGACGACCUACCUCUCGACGGCGUUGGUCAAACGAUAUGGACUGAAAGAGGGGGAAGCAGUGGCAUUGUUCAGCCCUAACAAUAUCUGGUAUCCAGUAGCUAUGCUAGGAACCCUGAGAGCUGGUGGGGUUGUCUCUGGGGCGUCGCCGGCCUACAACAUCGAAGAGAUGACAUACGCACUUAACAAGGCCGGUGCUAGGUUCCUUAUGACCGUACCUGCGUCAAUGGACGUUGCUGCCGCAGCAGCAAAGAGCGCUGGGAUUCCCAAGGAGCGGGUGUUUCUUCUUGAAGGCGAGCUAGAGGGUUUCACGGCCAUGCAGACACUUUUGGAUAUUGGAAGAUCAUAUGCGGAAAACGGCCAGGUUCCGAGCUUUAAGAUUCCCGAAGGUAAGGAAAGUAAGGACGUUUGUGCUUUUUUGAGCUUUAGCUCUGGCACGACUGGGUUGCCGAAGGCUGUGAUGAUAGCCCAUCAGAACGUGAUCGCACAGGUCUUGCAGGUACAAAUGAUUACACCACCCAACCUGCAGAAGAUUUUGGCUGUACUUCCUGUCUUUCACAUCACGGGCCUGGUCCACGCCCUUCACCUCCCUAUCUCCAUCAAUGCUGAAGUAUACAUGCUUCCAGCUUUCACGAUGAAGGACUUGCUAGAUACAGUGGUCAAACACCAGCUCCGAGAAUUGCUCCUCGUACCGCCCAUUCUAAUCAGACUUGUUCGCGACCCACUCGUCGAUAAGUACGACUUAUCUUGCUUACGCCGAUUCUCUACUGGUGCUGCUCCUCUAUCGGAAGAGAUACUCCACCUUCUCAAGAAGAAGUUUCCACAGACUGAGUUCAAGCAAGCGUAUGGUAUGACCGAAUCUUGCUCUUGCAUUACGGCUCAUCCACCAGAGAAGUAUGAUUACAAGUACGGUCACACUGUGGGAACAAUCUGCGCAAGCACAGAAAUCAAAGUCAUUGAUCUAUAUGGCAAUGAGCUUGGUCUCAAUGAACCCGGAGAGAUUCUGACUAGGGGUCCCCAAAUCACGAUGGGAUACCUCAACAAUGCCAAAGCCACAGCUGAGACUUUCGACAAAGACGGCUGGCUACAUACCGGAGAUCAAGGCAUCCUCGACGAGGAGGGCAUGCUAACCAUCACCGACCGCAUAAAGGAAUUGAUCAAGGUUAAAGGCAUUGGUGUGGCUCCUGCUGAACUUGAAGACUUGUUGCUUGGCCACCCCAAAGUGGAAGACGCUGCGGUAAUGAGCGUGCCAGACGACUAUACCGGCGAGAGACCGAAGGCUUACGUUGUCCCGAAAGAUGAAGUCGAAGGCAGCCAAGAAUUUGGACAGGAAUUGAUUAAAUAUGUGCAAGAGAGAAAGUCGAGGACUAAGUGGAUCACUGAACUGGAGUUUGUUGGAAUCAUACCGAAAUCUACUAGUGGGAAAAUCCUCAGGAGGAUGUUGAGAGAUCAAGCCAAGGCAGACAAGAGCAUGAAGCUCAAAGACGAUGUCAAGGAAAAGGCAAAAUUGUAG